Molecule: messenger RNA, 1498 nt
Organism: Dioscorea cayenensis subsp. rotundata (Guinea yam)
Lineage: Eukaryota; Viridiplantae; Streptophyta; Magnoliopsida; Dioscoreales; Dioscoreaceae
Product: traB domain-containing protein
Exons: 8
Coding region: 25-1218 (397 amino acids)
Source: RefSeq, a predicted model, not a curated record
UCUCUUCCCCGCCAAACCGGCCCGAUGGAAACCCUCGCUUCUCCCGUUCGCCCAACCCUCCGAUUCUCAUCGAGAUCCUCUCCUCGCCGGAACCCUAGGUGUUCGAUUCGGCCGCCACCGCCGGGAAUCGACUACAAGUCGGAGUUCAUCGAAGAAUCUCGUUCCUUCUUGGAGGAGAAGCACACGGAGCUGAUGGAUCUCGCCGCUGAUGGAACCCUAGUCCGGAUCGCGAAGCAUCGAUUCGGCCCGGUUCCGGCAUGGAGGACGGAGUUCGUUGAGCCGGAGGAGAUCUGGCUACUGGGCACCUCUCACUUGGCUGCAGAGUCCGCCUCCGAUGUGGAGCGUGUAGUGAGGGCUUUGAUGCCUGAUAAUGUCGUCGUCGAGCUAUGCAGAAGCAGGUCUACAUUGCCAAACUUGCAAACGUUCUAUGCUUAUUUGCUCAUCCAGAUGAAAUUCAUUUUCAGAGCCGGAAUAAUGUAUGCUUCUGAUAAUGCUGAAGAUGCACAGCUUUCAAAAUCAAAUAUGUUCUCCUUAAGCGGGGCUCAAUUCUUUGGAGCUGUCAACCGUAGUAUAAACUUGGGGGGUCAAAGUGCUUUGGCUUUGCGGUUGCUUUUAGCGGUUUUCUCUUCAAAGAUUUCUUCAACUGCAAACCGGCCUUUUGGAGAUGAGUUUCGAGCUGCUAGGAAAGCUUCUGAAGAAGUGGGAGCUCAGAUUGUUUUAGGAGAUCGACCGAUUGAAAUAACUCUAGAAAGGGCUUGGCGCUCUCUAAUGUGGAGUGAAAAAGUGCGAUUCAUCUUCUCACUCAUUCAAGGCAUAACCUCUCCAUCUAUUGAACUGCCUGAGAACGAUUUGAAGGGUCAACUCCCCGGUGACAGUCCACUGCAGCUGUAUGAAAAACUGAGCUUUUCAUACCCUUCACUCCUGCAGCCUCUCAUACAUGAGCGUGACACGUACCUUGCUUGGUCACUGAAAAGGAGCAAAGCUGUGAACAAUUGCAAGAGAGUAGUGGGGAUUAUUGGGAAGGGUCACAUGAAUGGAGUUAUCUACUCACUAAUAUCCGAUCAGGGAAACCUGCGUUUCCGUGAUCUUGUUGGCAGAACAUCAAAUAACAACACAUCCAACGGUUGGAUUAUCAACACAUUCAAGAGCUUUGCCAGAGACACCAUUCUAGGCUUUGGCCUGUGGGCUCUGUAUGAGAAGCUUAAAGACAAAUUCUAGCAUGAUCAUACACAUGCACAAAAAAUUGGUUAUUAUUCAACUUAUCUGUCAGAGAUAGUGUCAGCCAUCUCUCCUUUCAAAUGGCAUGAAAGCACACAAUAGGUGUGCUAGUAAUGGUUAGCUCUCAAUGCUCUAUUUUUAUUGCCAUUAUUGAAUAUUUUAUUUACUGGGUUUUCAAUGAUUAUUAUCUAAAACAAAAUUUAUAGGUUUUAUUUAUCUGUGAAUAAUAAUGUAACGGAGUAUUAUUAUGUAAGCCUAAUAAAAAAAAGUUAUUAGCUCA